AUGCUUAGAGAAGGUAUUUCAUGCACCGUCGAUUUGUCCCGCAAGAGCUUGGCUGCCAUGAUGGGGAACCAGAACUGCCAUGCAGUGAUUACCUUCGAUGACAAUGUCAAAUGGCUUGCACGUUUUCGCCUCGCGAGGACCUCAUCACCACCUCGGGAAGUCCGUGAUUGGAUACUUCGAAGUGAAGCUGCCACCAUGACUUAUCUUCAAGAGCACACUUGCAUUCCUACGCCCAAAAUUUUUGAUUGGGCAUGCGAGUCCGAUCCAGGGAACCUACUCGGAGUUGACUAUAUCCUAAUGGAAAAGCUGGACGGACGACCCCUGAAUUGGCAGGAAGCAACUCCACAACAGAAGGAGAAGGUCUUACAGCAGUUGGCCGACAUGUUCCUUGAGAUUGAAAAGCAUCCUUUCAAAGCAAUGGGAUCACUUGUGUUCUCAGCAGAUGGUGCUAUAGAUAUCCUAGGUCUCGCACAUCAAUCGACAUUCCGGCCAGGAAAGGGUCCGAUCGGUCCAUUUUCUUCCUUUCUUGAGAGCUCUCAGGCUAUACUCGAGUCCUACCUCGAAAUGAUAGCCAGCGGUGAGAUCGACUCCUGCUGUCGGGUAGAUACCUACCUUAUCCAUCGAUUUCGCCACGAUAUUAUUAGCUCUCUCUUGGAAGACAUCCCGCCUAGCGACCAAUUCUUUCUCAAGCACCCGGACGAUAAGGGUGAUCACAUUCUGGUUAAUGACCGUUUUGAUAUUCUGGGAAUCAUAGACUGGGAAUGGACUCAAACAGUCUCCAAAGCCGAGGCGUUCUGUUCCCCAUGCAUGCUAUGGCCGGUAGCUGAGUUCUACAACGGAUCGAAUGAGCUAUCCGCCGAGGAAUUACGGCUAGCUGCCAUCCUUCGUGAAAAGGGCCGCGAAGAUCUUGCCAACUGUGUUACUAAGGGAAGAAAGGUGCAGAGAUUUUUCUUUGCGCUGGGGCCUGAGAGCUCUUUUCUAGACGUGCAGACACUUCCGCCCUUGUUCGCAGGGCUCCGGAGGGCCUUCAACUUAGAAGAAGAAGAGUGGGAGACAUGGAAGAGCAAGGCGCUCAAGAAAUGGAAAGAUGAUAGUUUAGUUCUUUGCUUGUUGGAAGUAGACUAG
This is a messenger RNA of Aspergillus viridinutans, 1125 nucleotides long. Its product is annotated as aminoglycoside phosphotransferase family protein. The transcript has a single exon. The record is from RefSeq and is a predicted model, not a curated record. Bases 1 to 1125 code for a protein of 374 amino acids. NCBI's taxonomy places the organism in Eukaryota, Fungi, Ascomycota, Eurotiomycetes, Eurotiales, Aspergillaceae.